Acipenser ruthenus (sterlet) is the source of this 2375-nucleotide messenger RNA. Its product is annotated as protein naked cuticle homolog 2-like. Gene Ontology annotation, biological process: negative regulation of Wnt signaling pathway. The transcript is spliced from 10 exons. Bases 268 to 1674 code for a protein of 468 amino acids. The record is from RefSeq and is a predicted model, not a curated record. Gene Ontology annotation, molecular function: calcium ion binding. Gene Ontology annotation, cellular component: cytoplasm. NCBI's taxonomy places the organism in Eukaryota, Metazoa, Chordata, Actinopteri, Acipenseriformes, Acipenseridae.
UCAGUGUUCACAAAGCUUAGAUGCGAAAACCUGCAGCAGAUUUUUACAGAUCGCACUGUCUCAUCGGUUUUUUUUAUUGCUGUUUUUUACACAGAUGAAUAGCACCUAUUUAGAUCGCAUGUUUGAAAACAGCUAUUAACUUUUCGUAACAGAACAUUUCUGGGAUUGUUUGCUACUUGGGAUUUACAGUUGUACAUCAAACUCCAAAUGAUAAUCUGUUUGGUGAAUAUUCGCGUCAGGGAAUAGCAGCUGGAAAAGAGAAAUACAAUGGGGAAACUCCAGUCAAAACACGCAUGCAAGCGCAGAGAAAGUCCUGAAGGAGACAGUUUUGUUGUAAACGCGUACAUCACUCGGAGAGGUUUGGAGGAGUGUGACAAAUACAACGGAGUCGAGAACAGAAUCAGAGAUAGACAGGAGUUGCUGAAUGAGGAGCUGAAGGACGGGCAUUUUCUUGAUGAUCACUGCCCCCUAGAGGUGGCGCUACCUCCAGAAAAGGCUGAGGGUUGUGCAAGUUAUAUGCCAUUUAUCCAUCAAGAAGAUGGAGAGAAAGCUAUUAUUAAAGACCCUAACAAAGGAUCAGGAAAGAAGAGAAUACAUCUGGAUGAGCUGGAGUGUGAUGUGUCAGUAGAGGAUGACAAUCGACAAGAAUGGACCUUUACUCUCUAUGACUUUGAUAACAGCGGGAAGGUAACCAAAGAGGAUAUGUCCAGCCUGAUGCACACCAUUUAUGAAGUGGUGGAUGCCUCAGUGAAUCAGUCCUCAAAUAACAGCAAGACUUUAAGAGUGAAGCUGACAGUCACUCCAGAACCCUGCAGCAAGAAGAAGGAUGUGCCUCUUGCAGGACAAGAUCGGGAAGGAAGUCGCUGUCGAAAUGAAACAGAGCACUUGGAAGAUGGGAGGAAUGGAGACAAAAGGCUGUCUGCUCAUAUCAGAAAAAACAAUGGCGAACAAACCCCGAACAAUGAAGGGGAUCAUUACUGUGUUGAUGAGAACACUGAAAGAAGGAACCAUUACCUUGAUUUGGCUGGAAUAGAGAACUACACUUCUAGGUUUGAUGCAGGGUCACCACCUUCACAACCCAGACAGGAGCAUCAUGGGAAGAGCUCCCACUCUCAGAACAGGUCUCGUUCACAGGAGUCUGAAGCGCACAACAUCCACCAUCGACGGUCCCAGUUACUGGCAGAUUACUUACUGCAUGCUGGGGAGCCCGUGGGCAGGGGCUUGGAUGUGCUGCAGAGGGGAAAAGGCCAGGAAAAGCAGUUUGUAAAGUCUCCUAAAGGGAUGUUGAAAAACCCUGGAAUGCCUGGUGUAAAUAAUGGGGGCAAGUUGAACAAAGGCCAUAACUACUACAUGCCACACAGGGCCUCACAGGCUGGACUGACUGGGCAAGAUGUUUAUCACCUCCAGCCUCAACAACAACAACAGCAACAGCAACAGCAACAGCAGCAGCAGCAGCACGGCCACAAGAAGUACAAGCAGAAGGCCAGAGAUGCCCACUCACCACUGAAGACUUCUCACCCCCAACCUACAGUGACAGAGCAUGAGUUGAAGAGGGAUUUACCACCAGUCCUUACCAACGAGGGCUAUGUUAUGCCAGUUGUACAAAGACAUGAACAUCACCAUCACCAUGAACACCACCAUCACCACCACUACCACCACUACCACCAGUCAUGACCAGCACCUUCUGUUGGGAAAUGUUACCAAAUGGAUUGUUUGUUACAGCCAGUAUUUCACUUACAGAUCCCUGCAGUAUGAGCUUUCUUGGCUAUCCAAAAGUCUCUUUGUGUUACGUACCAUACCUACAGGAACAGUUCACAACGUACAGAAAAUGGUGCUAUUGUGUUUAUCCAGCGUGAAAAUCUUUUUUUUUUUUUUUUAAAGGAUGAUAUUACAUGUGGAAACUUCUUUUUUUUAAAAUUGACAACAGUUACUGUUUCUGCUCAUCGUUGGAUCUCAGGUGUAAUAUACAGCUCCUAAGCUACACUGCAAAGGCUACUUUAUAAGCACAAGCCUGUUGUGGACGGUUGACUAUCUAUUUGGAAACCUUCAGAACACCACUGCCGUUUCUAAAGCCAAGGGGACACUAGUCUACAUGUUGCUAGAAAAAUGUAGAAAGGGAUACUUUUUUGUAGAAAGUGACGUGCAAGCUACAAGUUUCAGGCAACUUUUUUGCAAGCAACUGUAUCAAAGUAUCAAAGGACUGUUGAUUUUUAUAGAAGCAACAUAACAUCAUAGAAUAAAUCAGCCAAUGAAAGUGAUGUAAAAAGUCAUGUGACUAGCUUCUUCGCUGGCAAGAAAAACAAAGAAAAAUGUCUUUGUGAGGAAGACUCGCCUUAUCACUUUUUUUCAGGGUGACUCAUUUAAUGUAUAUAUAU